Exophiala spinifera is the source of this 2250-nucleotide messenger RNA. RefSeq lists its product as uncharacterized. NCBI's taxonomy places the organism in Eukaryota, Fungi, Ascomycota, Eurotiomycetes, Chaetothyriales, Herpotrichiellaceae. Gene Ontology annotation, biological process: endoplasmic reticulum unfolded protein response. Bases 1 to 2250 code for a protein of 749 amino acids. The record is from RefSeq and is a predicted model, not a curated record. The transcript is spliced from 2 exons. Gene Ontology annotation, molecular function: protein binding.
AUGGAUGAUUCUAGCGACUCCGGCUCUCCUGUGAGCGAGCACCCACCUGCUUCUCUGUAUGAGCAGUCUCCUCCGCAAUCCUCCCAACAACCAAUUCUCCUUCCGUCCACCCUACAGCCUCGCCUGCCGACCGUGACAGAAGAGGAAGACUCCCCUCAUAUCGAAACGUCUCUUCCAGCGAGCGAAGAGUCUCCUCCUCCACCAAGCCAGCAACCUUCUCCUCCCAUCUCGGAUGAACCGCCAACCGUCACUGUACCCCCCGAUCAUGUGAAUCUCCGUGUCGUGUACUUGGUCACCGGCAAUCCGCGACCACCGCAUUCGCUGGGAGUCUUACCUGUGAGCACAACCGUAUCAGCGCUGAGGGAGCAAAUACAAUCCGAACUACCAGAACACCCCUCUCCUGAACGUCAACGCCUCAUCUACCAAGGGAGGCCACUCCUGCGCGGCGAUGCUACCUUGCGUGAGAUAUUUAGAAUUCAAGCUGGAAGUACUCCUGGCCCUCUCCCGCACACGCUACAUAUUGUCAUCCAACCUCAGACAGAUGCGGUCCCCACCGUCGCUGUGUCCAACCCAGCCGAACCGUUGAAUCAGCGCACCGCCCAGCGAACGGGUCCCAUGCCGGUCGGUGGUCAACUCGCUCUAGAGAGGGUACAAGCACACUUGGCUGCCAUUCAGCAACAUUUCGAGACAAAUAGAGCAGACCUGCAUAAUGUGCAGCCGAGCGUUGCCACGCAACACCAUACCAUGGCCGUACAUGUUGAUGGACCUGUCCAUGUACCGGUAAUAAACCCAGGAGGCAUCCUUCCACCUCUUCCAGGUGCGAUCCCGGCACAGAUUGCUCAGUUCCGACAGCCUGCAUUUAGAGGGCAUCAGACCGGACCCGACGCAUGGACAGUCACCGCAAAUACCACUGCGAAUGUCAACAACAUACCCCAGCAAACUCUUCCAGCCUUUCGCAGAGUUGUGAUGCCAAAUGGUCAACAACGCACAGAGGUAAGGAACCCCACGACAACGCAAGCGUCUCGAGAUCCACCCGGAGUAUCUGGUCCAGCGAGAUCAACACAACCUCCAACAAUACAGCAGGCGGCACCGUCCAAUCCUCCCGAAGCGAAUGCAACUCAGCUUCAAGCAGGUUCGAUUCACCUACCUAACCUUAUUGGCCACCUUCCACAGCCGUUCAAUCAGACUAGAAGCUCCAUACGUCGGAAUCUGCCUCCAAAUGGAACAGCCUGGCUGUUGAUGACGUCGACAGGUCCCCGAGGGUUCUUGUUUGCCCCUGGCUUUGGCUUUUUCAGUUCGUAUCGGGACCCAUCUGAAAUGCCAGCCGUGAAUGCCCAAGCGACACAGUCUGAAAGCACUGCUCAAACCGAGGGCGUGAUGCAGCAACAGCCUCUUGGAGAGAUGGGUGCUGCUAAUGCUGACAUCGACGGCGCCAUCAUCAGACCGGCUCAAGGACCGGCUCAAGGACCGGCUCAAGGAGGAGCUCCUCAACCCCAGGUUGCGCAAGCUGUGCGGAAUGCAGAGGAUAACGACCUCUUUGCCUUUCUGAUUCAACGUGGCUGGUUGCUCCUGCGACUCUAUCUUUUCAUGUUCGUGUUUUCCGAGCCAGGAACGUGGAAAAGAUGGGCCAUGAUGCUCAUCGCCGUUGUUGUCUGCCUCCAGCCGCGAAAUGGACCUUUUGUUCGUGCAAUGCGAGCUGCACGUCAACACCUGGAUAACUUGAUAGGUCCCCAGGCUCCACAACCUCAACCCGAUGCUGCAGCACCGAGGCAGGCACGUCCCGCAGACCCUACAAACCAGGGCCCUUCACGGCCAGCAAAUAUCCGUGGAGCCGUGCAGAUGACCCCGGAAGAAGCUGCCGCUCGACUGCUGCGUGAGAGGGCAGAGCGCAAUCGUGGAUUCUGGCGGGAGAGCCUCCACCGAGUCGAACAAAGUAUAGCACUUUUCCUGGCGAGUCUAAUACCCGGCGUCGGAGAACGACAUAUCAUGGCUAGAGAGGAAGCGAGGCGACAGGCGCAGCGCGAUGAAGAGGAGCGAAGACGGACGGAGGAGGAGGCAUCAGCAGCAGCAGGGCAUCGGGCAGAAGAAACUACUGAAAGUGCCCAGACUAGUGAAGCUGUGGCCGAGACAGGCCUGGGUGCACAAACAGAAGCGAAGGUGGACAGGCCUGAAGGAUCAAGCUCGUCAAGUUCCAUCCAGGUUCGUGAUGCAGGGGCAGAAGACGGCGAACUCAGGAACAGGAUGACUUGA